Messenger RNA from Durusdinium trenchii, 2567 nucleotides. NCBI's taxonomy places the organism in Eukaryota, Dinophyceae, Suessiales, Symbiodiniaceae. The record is from the annotation of a GenBank genome assembly.
CAUUAUCCUAGGCCACUUUGUUGUUUCACACAAUGCCAUGACGUUGCACACAGCUCGUGGGCUCAAUGACGGAGGUUUCUUUCAGGACACCUUGGUGGCCCUUGGGCUGGCAAAAAGUAGCACCCCACGCAAGCCUGGAUCAGGCACUCCAAUGCGGGGAUUGCGGAGAAUCAAGACGAGCGGCCCGCAGACCCACAAACUUCCUUUUGUCGUCAUGUGGGGCGUGACCCUUGUCACUGCCGUCACAAUGGCCGUGAUCAAUUUUUUCACGAUUUGGAUCAUUUCCUUCGCGGUGUCGUGGAAGUUCAGCACCUUGCAGCUUAUGGUCGACCACCUUGGCGUUUGGUUCGCGAUCUUGGGGUUCACGAUGCUUUGCUCUUGCAUAGCACUUUGCUGCACCAUCUUCAUAUACACCUGUGCACCUGCAGCCGGUGGUUCUGGGGCACCUGAGAACAAAGGUUUUCUCAAUGGGAACGAGAUCCCUGAGCUCUUCACCCUGCAGAACCUAAUUGGACGCGCCAUCGCAACUAUGUUGGCUAAUGUCACCGGCUAUCCUGUUGGUCGUGAAGGGCCCACGGUCACGAUGGGCAGCAACCUAGCUUACCUUAUCACGCACGUGGCUGCAUUGCCAUUUGUUCGUCAGUGGGUGGAUAUUGAUGCGCCCGGUUCUGCCACGUCUGCCGCCACGAUGAUCGAUGAGGAUCGUUUUGAGCAUGCGAAACGGAUUGUGUGCACAGUUGGCGGGGCUUGUGGUAUGGCAAUGCUGUUUGACUCUCCCAUCGGUGGCAUUGUGUAUAUGUUCGAAGAAAUCACGUCUUCGUCUUGGCCAGUGGAGGUCACCUUCCGGGCCUUCGCCGGCACAUCUGUUUGUGCCUUGGUGUCAAGGGCCUUGCUGAACAUGUGCGGGACAUCAACGAAGGCUUUCGUGAUCUAUGAAUGGAAUCCACAGCCUACUGGAUGGAGCUGGCGUGAUGUGCCCUUUUUUAUGUUGCUCGCUGUGAUGAUUGGCCCUUUCAGCGCUUUCCACACCCGAGCGUGUUUGGCAGUUGCUGCUGCGAGGCAGAAGCUGAUGAAGCGGUUUUCCUCCUACGAACCCUUCAACAAGAUGGCCGAUGCAGUGCUUUACGGAGGGCUUGUGGCACUGACUUAUUCGCUGGUAGCUCUGUCGGCUAAUUGCAAACACACCGCGCAAGAUGCAGUACAGUUUGUGCGGUAUGAUUGCGAGGAAGGAAAAUACAAUCCCGUGGCCUCGCUAUUGUUAACCACCUCCGAGGGCGCCGUAAAGCGGCUCUUCUCGAGGCAUGACGCCAACGAAAUUCAUUUCAGGAACGAACUUCUAGCAUUUUUGUCCUACACGAGCCUGAACAUUGGCCUUACAGGGGUCCAGGUGCCAUCUGGAAAUUUUACCGGCUCUAUGCUCAUUGGUGGGCUGAUCGGCCGCAUGAUGGGCGCUUUGGUGCGGGACUACGGCCCGGGAAUGGCGGUGUCCGGUGUGUAUGCAAUGGUUGGCAGUGCCUCCAUGCUGUGUGGUUUCAAACAAAUGGCAGUGGCGGUGGUGGUUUUCAUCACAGGAGCUGCCAAUGACCUCGGCCUGGUGCCUCCAUUGAUGCUAGCGGUGACCAUCUCUUUGCUCCUGAACAAGCAAAUCAAUGAAAGGGGCUUCGACGAGGAGCAGAUUCUAAGGAAGGCCAUUCCUUUUCUGCCACCUGAACCACCACGUCUCAUGGACCGGGUUCUGGCCUACGAGCUGCGGGACGACUUGCCCCCAGAAGCCACACUGGAGCCAGAGGCAGAUUAUAGAAGCAUUGAGGCUGCACUUGAACAAGACAAGGUUGAUUGCUUUCCUGUCUUGAAAGAUGGUCACUGCAUUGGGUUCACCACCCGAGCACGUCUCCAAGCUGCACUGGAAGUUUGGAAGGCCACGGGCUUCGUUGAAGCGGGAGGAGCGCGACCACAGGCUCUUUCAGAUGCUGGUGGGGAGCAAAUGGGCAAGUUGAUCUCAGUUACGGUAGCAAGGGAAUCCAGCUUCUCUGGGAAUGUCCUGCCGGUGAAGCGCUUAACCGAAAAGGCUCCUUACACUAUUUUAGAGGAUAUGCCAGGGCCGAGGCUUUAUGCCUUGUUUGCCAAGGCCGGCGCCAAAGCUGCAUCGGUGAUCUCAGAGAAGGGAGAGCAAUGAUCUUAGACCGAGAUGCAGCAUGAACACUGGCAAGAUAAUCUGUGAUAAAACUAUUCCUGAAGAAAUGUAACGCAGCACCUGGUCAACCAAUUUGCAGGUUCAAAGGGAUGAUUUCCAGGAAGGGCUUGAUUUCGAUUGCUCGCAGAUAUGAGGAGGAAUCAGACCAAGCCCAGUACGAUGACACCAUUGGUGAUGAGGACGAAGAGCAGAGUUUGGUCAUUCCCCCAAAUCCGUGAGCAAGCAGUGGCCGUGCCUGUACAGUGACGUUUUGUUUCUGAACAUUGUUUCAUGUUGUUUCUUUGUCUCACUACAGCAUCUUCUGCAGAAGAAAAUGGCCAGCUGCGUCUCCAUGUUGAAUAAUUAGCAUGUUUGGAAUGAUUCUAUUUCUGGC